Hibiscus syriacus is the source of this 713-nucleotide messenger RNA. Its product is annotated as axial regulator YABBY 4-like. Gene Ontology annotation, cellular component: nucleus. The transcript is spliced from 7 exons. Gene Ontology annotation, biological process: multicellular organism development; polarity specification of adaxial/abaxial axis; cell fate commitment. Lineage: Eukaryota; Viridiplantae; Streptophyta; Magnoliopsida; Malvales; Malvaceae. The coding region runs from base 1 to 654 and encodes 217 amino acids. The record is from RefSeq and is a predicted model, not a curated record.
AUGUCGACACUGAAUCAUCUCUUUGAUCUCCCUGAGCAGAUUUGCUAUGUGCAAUGUGGUUUCUGCACUACCAUUUUGCUGGUAAGUGUCCCUUGUAGCAGGCUGUCCAUGGUGGUUACAGUGAGAUGUGGGCACUGCACAAGCCUUCUUUCAGUCAAUAUGAUGAAAGCUUCAUUUGUCCCACUGCAGUUUCUAGCUUCCCUUGGCCAUGACGAUGAGCAGCCAAAGGGAGUACUUUCAGAAGAACUGGGUGCCCCUAGGAAGACCUCAGACAGGCGCAGCCCGUCUUUGCUGAGCUCUUCUGAUAAUGGAGAUGAAGAUAUAGUCCAUGUGAAUCCCACAGUGAACAAGCCGCCGGAGAAGAGGCAAAGAGCUACAUCGGCUUAUAAUCUCUUCAUCAAAGAGGAGAUCAGGAGACUGAAAGCUCAAAACCCAAACAUUCCACACAAAGAAGCCUUCAGCACUGCUGCAAAAAAUUGGGCCCAGUUUCCUCCCAUGCACAAGCAGAACAAAGGAGAAGGAGAAAGUUGUGACCAGGAAGAGGGAGAUGCAUCAUGGAACUCAGAAGCUGCUGAGGCUCACAUACAAGGCAAUGAUUUCCGUGAAAGAAAAGCAACAAGGAGUUCCAUUUGGGCCAAGUCACCCUUUGAGUGAAGUGAAAGAAGAGCUAUUAAUUUCAAGCCCUGGUUGAUUUUAUUACUAUAAAUUUUCUG